GCAGCUUUGAUUUCGACGGUGCAGCCACGUGGUUCCUUUUGUGUGCUUCAAACCCUUCUCCUCGAGCAGGAUCUUCUGCAGAUCACACAUCAACAAACGACUUCCUGAUUUCGUUAGCCGUGUCCUGCAGCUCACAGGCAGGGGUAGUAGUGGAGAACGGUGACGGCGACGGCGACACUUUUCCCAGCGUGAACCAUUUUCUCCGCUCCGGUGAUUUGACGAAAGGUCAUGUGUUGAGAGACACCCUGCUUCUCUGUAAAGCAAGCAAGAAGCUGAUCGUCUGGCAGUGGUUGUACAACCACACCAACGACGACGACGACGACGACGACGACGACGACGACGGUGCAAGACAGUAGCGGGGAGCAUCCACCCCGUGGUACAGCCGGCAGCCGCGGUGCCACCGUGCAACCGCCGAAAACGGCGCUCAGCGGCAGCAACAUCAUACUGCAACGGCGGCAUCGACGCGGGCCCUCGCCGUCAGCGCAAUCGGUCGAAAAUGUGAUAGACCCAUCCGCGGACGGACGCUCCGGAACCUCGAUCGGGCAGCAGAUCGCCAACUACUUUCUGCGCAUCCGGCGCAGCCGCUCGUCCCACGCCGUCACGCACACCGCCGAUCCGACCGGUAGCCGGAACCGGACGAACAGUAGCGGUACGGGCCAGCAGCAGCAGCAGCAGCAUCACCAUCAUCACCAUCACCACCACCGUCCAACGUCGUACGGUGGGCAGCUGACGAGUUCGGCAAGCUGCAGCUUUGGCAGUCAGCACGACGACGGUGACGAGGACGACGAGGACGCGCACGUGGAGGAGAAGCAGCGGCUGCACCAGACGGUAACCGUGGGCAACAGCACCCAGCCGACCGCCGGCAUGGCCGCCACCGAUGGGCAGAUCAUACUGGCCGCGUCCCGCUUUGCGCCGGACACACCGCCCGCCUACCUGCGCGACUUUGCCAAGUGCGAUCUGCCGGCCGUCGGCAAGAUCGUGAAGGGCCAGUACUACAGCCUGGGCGUGCCAACGCUGUCCAAUCCGUCGCUGCAGAGUACGGCCCUGUUUCUCAACGCCGGCCGCAAGUACCAGAUCCUCGCGCAGCCGAUCAAAAUCAAGGAGGGGCGCAAAAACACGCACGUCGGCCCGAAGGUGCUGAUACCGGAGACGUACCCGGGGUACUUCGAGCUGCUGAGCGAGGACGGCCGGUCGACGCGCUGCAUCGAGAGCGUGCUGGAGCUGUCCCGGCGGCGCAACUUCCGCGUGCUGGUGCGCGAAACGGUGCGCUGCAACCACAACAGCAAGUCGCUGCACGCGGGCGAAAUACUCACCACGAUCUCAGACAAUGGCAAGUACCUGCAGUGCCGCACGUCCAAGGACGAGGUCGUCAGCCUGCCAUUAGAAGCCAAAGCGAAGUUUUCCCCGAUCGCGAAGGAGGACAGCAUCAGCGGCGUGCACACGGUGCGCAAUCUGCUCCAGAAGCGCAUGCCGGUGACGGUGCGGCUGGUGCACGGGGCCGCCCCCAAGGGGCUGAAGCAACCGUUCGUGCCCGAGCUGCGGCUGCUCGGGUGCGUGGAGGUCGACCGGAUAUUCGCGCUGCCGCUGCAGAAGGACAUGGAUUUGGUGUCGGUGCCGCUGAACGCGAAGAUCAAGAUACAGCGGGCGAAGAACAUGGAGCAGCUGGACCACUUCAUCGAGUACUCGCGCUUCCUGGACAAGGCGCAGCGGCUGCUGGUGGAUGCGCGCGACCGGCUGCAGAUCAUCGACCUGAAGCUGACGGACAAGGAGAAGAAGGACUCGGCGAAGGCGGUCGCGGCCGCCCACAAAACGAUGGCCUCCACCCUGUCCGGGCUGACCGCGAACGGGUACGUGCUGAAGAAGAGCAGCAGCUGUGAUUCGAACCGUUACUCGCCCGAGAUUGCGAGCGGAAGUGGUGGUGGUGGUGGUGGUGGAGGUGGUGGCAGCCAGAACGGUUCGAUCGCGGACGAGUACGAUGAGAUCGACCAGAUCUACGACUACGUGCGCGGGUUGGCCCCGCUGCCCAAGAAUCUGUACAAGUUUGAGGCGAUCGAGCCACCGCCACCGGGUGGAUCGUCUCCGCCGACCGGUGCCACGACGCCACUCUCGAACGUGCUGCUCGGACCGGCGACGCACCAGCACAGCCUCAAGACGGUGGAAAACAUGAAGACGGCCCAAUCGAACGCCCUGAACAACAACAACAACAAUCACUACGACACAAGCAACAACAAUUAUUGCAACAUUAUCAAGUACUCCAACCACACCCAGCAACAGCCGUCACAGCAGCAGCAGCAACCGCAGGCGCAUCAUCACCAUCAUCAUGGCCAUCACCAUCACAGCCAUCAUCAGCACACGGCUUCCAACAGUCUCGAGUCAUCGUCCAAGCACGCCCUCAACGCCAUCAACAAUAACCAUCACAGUGGGCACAGUGCGACUACCACCGGGCCGAUCGAUCACAAACCGAUCCCGCCUCCGAUCGAGACGAUACCGGGCAAGAAGCUGCCGGAGAAGCGGCAACGACCAACGCUGCCGAAGCUAUACUUCAAGAGCAGCAUUGGGAUGCAUCAGAAGAGUCCUACACCUGGCACGACCGCGAUCAGUCCACUAAGCGGUGGUGGUGGUGCUAAUGGAGGCAUAGUGCAUCAUCCACCGAUCGCCAUCACGCCCAAGGAGAUCGCGGUGGAGCCGCAGAGUCCUCUGUUUCACAUCCGAUACAAAAGCCUGAGCAGCCUGCAGCUGGCCGCGACCACACCGCAGCAAGACACCCAUCCAGUCACACCGAUCUCACCCUCGCCGAAGGGCCAGUCGUCCGGCCAGGACAAGAACCAUCUGCUCUCCAAGUCGGCCAGUGCGGCGGGGGCCGGCCCGGGCGCCCGCGAAGGUACGCUCGACUCGUCGCGCAGCGGUGGCCGCACGUCGGGCGAUUCGGGCAAGCUGCCGGAGAAGAAGUCCCGCCGCCUCAGCCGGCCGCGCAGCCUCUCGAACCUGGUGUGGGAUCUGCGGCCCCACAAAUCGUCGACCGAAAAGUCCAAGAAGAAGCUGUACCUGCACCAGUUCGACCGGCAGCAGGGUACGCUCUACCUGUAACGUGUGGAUUUUUUUUUCUUUCUGUUGUUGUCCAGAUUUCCUUCCAGAGUAUAGUGCGGUUUAGUCAAAGCGAUUGAUGAGUAGAGCGCUGGGAUAUGUUGAGAAGGUGAAAUAGGUGGUGUAUGUUGUGUGCGAAGAAGAUAGGGCAUUUUGAAGAGAGAGAUAUAGAGAGAGAGAGAGAGAGAGAUAGAGAGAGAGAGAGAGAGAGAGAGAGAGAGAGGAAAUCCUCCGGAAACAACACAACAGUUUGUGCGCCCAGCUUUUAAAGUCUUCUCCUUCCAAACUCUUCUCCUCCUUCAUGAACCUUCUCUUUGGUCCUCUCACAACUCAACUCACUGUGUCUUUCUCACUUGUCCAAUGUGAUCCAUGUUGUAUGUGUGUGUGUGUCUAUGUAUUGUGUAAUAGUAGAAUGGAUUAUAAACAGCAGUUAGUAGUCUAGCUUCCUCUUCCCCCCAAUGUAGAGGUAGACAGUAGCCGUAGUAGUGGCAAUGAUAGUAGUAGCGGCAGCAGCAGCAGCAGCAGAACGUGUCAAUCCACAGAUGAUUUGCUCGAUGUUUAGACACAACACCUACAAGAAAGCAGAACGGAUAGUAGGAAGAGGAUAGUAGAGAUCGGCAAACGGUACCCGUCAAAUGGCCAGCAUCUGCAGUAAACGGCACGCUUGUUAUUAUUGUUGUUGUUCGGGUUCGCUCCACAGGGAGCUGCAAGUAACAAGAUUCCAAUUGGAAAAGAGCUUCACACAGGGAGGAUCGUGUGAUUAGUACCGAAUGGACGAAAGGCUGGAAUUUAGUGUAUUAGUAGUAGUUUUUUUUCUCUCUAUCUAUCUUUAUCUCUCUCUCUCUCUCUUUGGUGUUUAUUUUUGUUCCCUCCCAAAUGUUCUUCUUUCAAACAUUCGUUUUCAACUCCUCAGUUUAGUUUGCUAUUUAAUUUUAUUUGCCAUCGUCGUCGCUAAAGGCUGUGUGGUGUUUUGAGAAACGUUUCAGUUUACAAGUUUAGUGCAUAGAAGUUUAACGUGUAACGCCGCUCGAUUGGGGCUCGAUUUGGUCGAGCUUUUCCCGCUCCUCUUCGUUUGAAUUAGGCUUUCAAUUAAGUGAUUCGGUUAGAAGGCGCACCAUAAAGCGCAUACAGUAGUAGGAGUAGUAGAAGUAGUAGUAGUACAUUUGUACACACUCUGCCCCGGUGCACACGACCGCGAGACUAUGGCUUUCCCGCGCGCUUUCCAGUGUGCAAAGGAAGGAAGAGACCGGGGGCAGGAAGACUCGAACGGACGAACGAACGAACGAACGAAUGAAGUAUUUGGUGUGUGUGCGUUGUUUUAAUUCAGUUUAAUUAACGAAAUCCCUCUUAAUAGACGCCCUGUUUCGGGGGUAGGCAACAACCCGCGCACACAGGUGCAAGUGCAUUUCCGUGUUUGAAAAAUCCAAGUUCGCUUGCUAAUCGACUUGCAACAGGUGUACGGGGUGUGUAAGUGCAUCUCGGCCACCUGUCUGCAAAACGGCAGCAGAUGAAAUUUUUAUUUUUCAACACAUAAUUUCUAAAGAAAAAAGAAACUACCCACACACUUAAACACAUUAAAAGAGAACCAAAACCGCCACGAACCACACAAUGUGCGACAAUCUGGAUACAACAGUGCGUGUGUUAGGAAUGUGUGAUUGUGCUUUUUGUUUUUGGAUUAGUGUCUUCUUGUUUGUUGUGCAUAAGAUUUAGUGCUCUCCCUUUUCAUUUCGUCUGCC
This is a messenger RNA of Anopheles coluzzii, 4820 nucleotides long. It is a transcript of the gene sano, whose product is annotated as midnolin homolog. The record is from RefSeq and is a predicted model, not a curated record. NCBI's taxonomy places the organism in Eukaryota, Metazoa, Arthropoda, Insecta, Diptera, Culicidae. The coding region runs from base 865 to 3087 and encodes 740 amino acids. The transcript is spliced from 5 exons.